CCGAGAACUCUCUACUCUUUGACCUUUCCAUCCUUCAACAUUUCAUAUCUCAAUCAGAUUUUGCGACUCGCCUGCGACAAAGGCCCCGCCGAAUGGCGCAUCAAGGGCACCCGGUGGCUUCCAAGAGUUAAAACGCACUUUCACUUAGAGUCGCAGGCCCAUUGCAAUUGUAUCAUAUCUUCCAGAAUGGCGAGUCUCUCGCAUAGACGGUCCGCCGAGGCAGCCACUGAGACCGCUGGUCCGUCGCGACUCGUAAAUCGGCUCUCCGAAAGCCGGUCUCCAUACGUUCGUGGACACAUGAACAACCCGGUGGCCUGGCAAUUAUGGGAUUCAGCCGCCAUUAACCUCGCGAAGAGACUUAACCGCCUGAUCUUCCUAAGCAUCGGCUACUCUGCCUGCCAUUGGUGUCAUGUAAUGGAAAAAGAGUCAUUUAUGUCACCGGAAGUUGCUGCCAUUCUGAACAAGUCCUUCGUUCCCAUCAAGCUUGACCGAGAAGAGCGACCCGACAUCGAUGAGGUGUAUAUGAACUAUGUCCAGGCCAUCACAGGCUCCGGCGGAUGGCCUUUAAAUGUUUUUCUAACUCCAGAUCUUGAACCUGUCUUCGGCGGAACAUACUGGCCAGGACCAUACAGCAGUUCAAUGCCUAGAGUCGGCGGCGAGGAACCCAUAACCUUCAUUGAUAUCUUGGAAAAGCUCAGAGACGUCUGGAACAGCCAGCAACUCAGAUGUAUGGAAAGUGCGAAAGAAAUCACAAGGCAGCUUCGAGAAUUUGCGGAAGAGGGUACCCACCUACGCCGACCAGAAACUGAAAGCGAGGAGGAUCUCGAGUUGGAGCUUUUGGAAGAAGCCCACCAGCACUUCGUCUCUCGUUAUGACCCAAUCAACGGUGGCUUUUCGAGAGCGCCGAAGUUCCCGACCCCUGCAAAUUUGAGCUUCUUGCUGCGUCUGGGAAGAUACCCUGAUGUUGUCAUGGAUAUCGUCGGCCGAGAAGAAUGUGCCCGCGCUACUGAAAUGGUAUCUAAAACUCUUUUGCAAAUGGCCCGAGGAGGUAUACACGAUCAAAUUGGCCAUGGAUUCGCUCGAUACAGCGUUACUCCUGAUUGGAGCCUACCGCAUUUCGAGAAGAUGCUCUAUGACCAGGCCCAACUGCUGGAUGUCUAUGUUGACUGUUUCGAAAUCACGCAAGAACCUAAGCUACUGGAAGCAGUCUAUGAUAUUAUUGCAUAUAUAACCAGCCCGCCGAUUCUAUCCCCUGAAGGUGCUUUCCACUCCUCCGAGGAUGCGGAUAGUUUUCCAAACUCGAACGAUACCGAAAAGCGUGAAGGGGCAUUUUAUGUGUGGACACUCAAAGAAAUGCAACAGAUAUUAGGCCAACGAGAUGCAGAGGUUUGUGCACGCCAUUGGGGCGUACUUCCAGAUGGAAAUGUUGCGCGGGGCAAUGAUCCUCACGAUGAAUUCAUAAAUCAGAAUGUGCUGUGUAUCCGAGCGUCUCCUCGCAAAAUUGCAAAAGAUUUUGGUUUGAGUGAAGAUGAAGUCGUCCGUGUAAUCAAGUCGUCUAGGAAGAAGCUUCAGGAAUUCAGAGACGAACACAGGGUCCGACCGGAUCUAGAUGAUAAAAUCAUUGUUUCCUGGAACGGCCUCGCUAUUGGUGCCCUUGCUAAAUGCAGUCUGCUUCUCGAUAAAAUCGAUGCCGAAAGGGCGACGCAUUGUCGGCGAGUCGCUGAAAAGGCAGCCAAAUUCAUCAGGGAAAAUCUAUUCGACGCGGAAACUGGCCAGCUUUGGCGCGUUUACCGUGACGGGAGAAGAGGAGAAACCCCUGGUUUUGGCGAUGAUUAUGCAUAUCUCGCUUCUGGGUUGAUAAGUCUAUACGAAGCCACUUUCGACGAUAGCUAUUUGCAGUUCGCCGAAAACCUCCAACAAUACCUGAAUAGGUAUUUCCUUGCUACGGCUUCUGACGGAACCACACCAGCGGGUUACUAUAUGACCCCGCAGAAUAUGCCUGAAGACGUUCCAGGUCCGUUGUUCCGACUCAAAACGGGUACAGAUGCAGCGACGCCGUCGACAAACGGAGUGAUUGCACAGAAUCUCCUUCGUCUUGCAUCAUUGCUGGAAGACGACUCAUACAAAGCCCUUGCAAGGCACACGUGUAGCGCCUUCGCCGCUGAAAUGUUACAACACCCUUUCCUUUUCGUGGGUCUAUUGGAUGUAGUUGUGGGCCUGGAAGUGGGCGUGAAAAGCGUGAUCGGCGUUCUUGGGCACGACACCACAGCGGUUAGAUCUAGCGAGGGUCCCCGCAUGGCGGUGGAGGGUCAAGAAAGUGCCAGAGGAGUAUUUGAUAGCCCAACUGCGGCCUCUGUGAUUCGGAAAAUGCGCGACGAGGCCGGUUCUGCGAUCUCCACUAGCACGGCUGUACUUGCACUUGUUGACGUACGCACGGGCGACGCUGACCAACACGGGGCCGUGGGUUUGUCUGCGUGGCUGGGAAAGCGGAACACUUUGCUUAAAGAUCUCCGGCCUGGGAAAAAUUUCUUGUUGGUGUGUGAGACGGGUGCGUGUCGCACGAUUGAUUUGCCUGCGGCGCUAUGAGAAAGCUACAUACAAGGGGCCCUGGGAGUAGAUAUCGGUUCCUUGAGAAGAGCUUGUAUUCCCGGAAUGCAGUGGAGAGAGUGAUAAAGUACAGCGCCUCGUACAUACGAUUGCUUGACACCUCUAGUUUAAUGGUGUAGAUAUUGUGUACGCUGGAAUUGAGCGGAAGUAAAAUGACUUUUAGUGCGCG
This is a messenger RNA of Coccidioides posadasii C735 delta SOWgp, 2776 nucleotides long. RefSeq lists its product as uncharacterized. Gene Ontology annotation, biological process: carbohydrate metabolic process. NCBI's taxonomy places the organism in Eukaryota, Fungi, Ascomycota, Eurotiomycetes, Onygenales, Onygenaceae. The record is from RefSeq and is a predicted model, not a curated record.